AUGUUUUACAGGAUGAGAUUGAAUGAGAACACUAAAAUCCUUGGAAGCAAAAUCGUUCUUGUUCCCUAUGAGAAGGAACACGUCCCUAAAUACCAUAAAUGGAUGGAAGAUGAGGAAUUGCGGAGGCUCACUGGAUCUGAGAGAUUGUCCCUUGGUGAGGAAUUUGAAAUGCAGCAAAACUGGCGGGUUGAUGACGAUAAGCUGACUUUCAUCAUUUUAUCUAGAGCGAGAUUGGACCGCGGGUGUUCAGAGGUCGAUAGCAUGAUUGGCGAUGUCAACCUGUUUCUGAACGUUGAAAGCGAAGCUGGUGAGUUAGAAGUGAUGGUGGCCGAACAGAUGGAACGAGGAAGCGGUGCUGCUACCGAAGCAAUUUCUCUUAUGAUUGCUUAUGUUGUGAAGGUACUCCACGUAGAGCGAUUCUUCGUUAAAAUCACAGACGACAAUGCAGCCAGCCUGCAUCUAUUCGAGAAUAAGUUGAAAUUCCGACAAGUUUCUCAUAGCGAAGUUUUCGGGGAAUUCACUCUUGAAUUACCCUUAUCAGAAGUUGAACAGUUUAGGGAACCAACUUACAAACUUGUGGUUGCGCCUUAUAGGAGUUACAGUUAG
Haemonchus placei is the source of this 606-nucleotide messenger RNA. Lineage: Eukaryota; Metazoa; Nematoda; Chromadorea; Rhabditida; Trichostrongylidae. The record is from the annotation of a GenBank genome assembly.